AUGCCCGUUUUCGCCCACAUCACUGAGCAUUUGUCUCAGAAGAACCAAGGACUUCUCAGCUCUAAAUUAGUGGAACGGUACAUUGGAAACCUCCUAGCUGAAGAGAAUCUCAAUGCAGCAGUCUCGUUGAUUCAUAUUCUCCUUCAUGCUGACAGCACAUCCUAUUGCAUAUCUAACCAAACAUGGUCUGCUCUUGCCUCAAAAGCUUGCGAGCUAGGCCAUUAUUCAGCUGCAUGUUUGGUUUAUCAUGAAGUUAUUGACCCCAUCGCUGCUUAUGAUGAUCCAAAUUUCAAAGGGACAAAUAACCCGCUCAUACCAUUUCUUCUAUUUCCUGACAUUUUGGCACAACUUUCUAUCGUGCUAAUGCAUAAUGGAAACAAUGUGGCUGUCUGUGGAAUUCAAAGCUACUUCAAAAGGUACUAUUCUUACUUCUGGCAUCGCACAAUUUACAGAUCUAUCGCCUUAGCUAAGGUGGAAGCUCACGCUUGUGCCGGUGAAACGUCCCUAGCGAUAGCUGAAUUUGUUAAGUUGGCCUGGCAACACAGAGGGUAUAGUCCUUUACAAAAAGGCAGUACUGUCGAGCAUAAUUUGAAAUACGCUGUGGAGCAUAAUCUGAAAGAGCGGCAGAAGCGGAUAUUAGCAAGUGAUGACCCUAUCAACGAUCCUUCUAUUGUGUACAACAAGUAUAGUCUACCUGGAAAAAGAUACAACGCAAUCUUUGAUGGUGUUAUUGAACUUGCCGACACACCUUAUGUCAAUGCUUUGAUUCUGCGAAACAUGUCACUGAUAAUGGCCGAUCGUAGCUCGGCAAUCGAAAGACUUGUUAACUUCAUCACAUCAAACCACCAUGCAUUACUCACUCCAGUGAUUGCCUCUCUUUGCAACGAUGGCCAUCUUUUUGAGGCUUGGGCUGUUCUCAGGAGAACAAAAGCUUCCUAUCCUCGAUUACAUGCCAAAGUUUUAUUCAGAGGAGCUUUGCUAGCGUGUCCCACGACUUUGAGACAAGAGGUUCGUCUAUUUUUAUUCGAAUGGGCGGCAGAUAGCAAAGCAUUUGAAAAGAAGCCAUUCCAAUUUUCAUUACAUCAAAGUGACUACAACAAGCUUGUCGAGCUUAACGUUGGAGACAGUCUUUUGUCAAGAGCAUCUCCAACCAUGCAUAUAUCCUUGUAA
This is a messenger RNA of Candidozyma duobushaemuli, 1170 nucleotides long. RefSeq lists its product as uncharacterized. The record is from RefSeq and is a predicted model, not a curated record. The transcript is spliced from 2 exons. Bases 1 to 1170 code for a protein of 389 amino acids. NCBI's taxonomy places the organism in Eukaryota, Fungi, Ascomycota, Pichiomycetes, Serinales, Metschnikowiaceae.